AUGUCACCGAUCAUCAAGAGCGUGAAUGAGAUUAUGAUGGAAUCGAAAGCUGGUAAUAAGAAGUCGAAUAGUUCCUUAUUUUACGAAGCACCCCUCGGUUACAGCAUUGAAGACGUUCGUCCCAACGGUGGAAUCAAGAAAUUCAAGUCUUCUGUCUACUCAAACGUAAUGCGCGAAGAGGCCAUCCUGAGCCAGCCAUUUCCACACCGCAACUUCUCUGAAGAAGUCUCUGUUCUUGAUGGUCACUUCGCUAAGCUUGGUUUGAGCAGUGUUGCAUACUUGAUGGGCGAUGACGAUGAAACCAAGAAAUGGCAUGUUUACUCUGCUUCUUCUCCUGCCAAGAAGAUCAACAACAGCUGUAGCAACAAUGUGUACACGCUCGAGAUGUGCAUGACUGGUCUGGACAAGGACAAGGCAUCUGUGUUCUACAAGAGCGAUUCUAGCUCGGCCGGCUCCAUGACUGAUAACUCUGGCAUCAGAAAGAUACUUCCUCAGUCCCAAAUCUGCGACUUUGAGUUUGAGCCCUGCGGCUACUCUAUGAACAGCAUCGAAGGUGACGCAAUCUCCACUAUCCAUGUGACCCCUGAAGAUGGAUUCAGCUACGCUAGCUUUGAAGCUGUGGGAUACGAUUUCGCGACCAUGGACGUGAGCCAUCUUGUUUCGAAGGUACUAACUUGCUUCGAGCCAAAGCAGUUCUCCGUAGCGAUCCACUCGAGCGUUGGACAGAAGAGCUACGACUCGAGAAUCUGUGUUGACCUGGACGAUUACGGAUGCAGAGAGUCAACAAUGGAGUCUCUGGGAGAAGGAAAAGGAACAGUGAUGUAUCAGAGGUUUGAGAAGUUGGGAAAGUAUUGUGGUUCUCCGAGAUCUACCUUGAAAUGUGAGUGGAGCAGCAACAGCAGCUGCACUAGCGAGGACGAGAAGGAAGAGGGAAUCUAA
Thlaspi arvense is the source of this 939-nucleotide messenger RNA. The record is from the annotation of a GenBank genome assembly. Lineage: Eukaryota; Viridiplantae; Streptophyta; Magnoliopsida; Brassicales; Brassicaceae.